Calypte anna (Anna's hummingbird) is the source of this 1462-nucleotide messenger RNA. RefSeq names its product protein lifeguard 1. Bases 353 to 1051 code for a protein of 232 amino acids. The transcript is spliced from 9 exons. Lineage: Eukaryota; Metazoa; Chordata; Aves; Apodiformes; Trochilidae. Gene Ontology annotation, cellular component: endoplasmic reticulum; membrane; Golgi apparatus. The record is from RefSeq and is a predicted model, not a curated record. Gene Ontology annotation, biological process: negative regulation of apoptotic signaling pathway.
GGCAGGACGUCCCCUGGGCCAUAGGGACCCUCCUCAAUUAGUGAAGAUCUAUGAGGAGCCAGCCAGUGUCCACCCCAGAGAGGAUGAAGAGGUGACAAGGGAACACAGGGAUGCUGUCACAGCCGGGGGGCCGUCAGCAGUUCCUGGCUGCCCCCAUCAUCUCCAGUGGCCACCCCGAUCCCGCAGCCCCUACUCCCUGGCAGGGCUGGCGCGUGGGUUACAUCCUGCACCGCCUGCACCACGGCGCUGCACCACAGCGCUGCCCCACUGCACUUGCCAGAUCCAGUCCCCCCCCGCUGGCAGUGGAGACCCAACACCCGCGUGGCCCCCCUGCACAGCACCUACCACGAGGAUGGACUCCCCUCCUACUAUGACAACCAGGACUUCCCCUCGGCCCACUGGGAUGACGAGCAUCUGGCAGGCUCUGCAAGGUGUUCCUAGUGCUGACCCUGCAGCUCAGUGUCACCAUCACCUUCAUGGCCAUCCUCACCUUUGCCAAGGGGGUGAAGCGCUUUGUCCAGCACAAUGUGUGGACGUACUACAUAUCCUGUGCCGUCUUCUUCACCUCCCUCAUUGUCCUCAGCUGCUGCGGGGAGCUCCGGCGCAAGCACCCCUGGAACCUGGUGGCCCUGUGAAUCCUGACAGCUUGUCCUACAUGGUGGGGAUGAUCGCCAGCUUCUACAACACCGACGCUGUCAUCAUGGCCAUUGGCAUCACUGUCUUUGUCUGCUUCACCGUCAUCAUCUUCUCCCUGCAGACCAAGUACAACUUCACCUCCUGCCGGGGCGUCCUCAUCAUCUGUUUGGUUGUCCUUAUCCUCUUCUCCAUCCUCUGCAUCUUCAUCUGCAACCGCAUCAUGGACAUUGUCUACGCCUCCCUGGGGGCCCUGCUCUUCACCUGCUUCCUGGCAGUGGACACGCAGAUGAUCCUGGGGAACAAGCAGUUGGUGCUCAGCCCUGAGGAGUUCAUCUUCGCUGCUCUCAACCUCUGCACUGAUAUCAUCAACAUCUUCCCCUACAUCUUGGCCAUCAUUGGGCGGGCCAAGGAAUGACCCCCCUGACCUCCCUGUGCCCCCUGACCACCCCCACAGCCACUCCCGUCCCCCCAGCCCCCUCCCCUCUGCCUCACAGAGUUUAUUUCUCCUGCUGGGAGCUCGAAGGAGGGGGGCUGUGUCCCUCACCCACACUCCCCCCACUGUCAAAACCCCCAUCCCUGUGCCCCCCCACCACCAAAAAAAAAAAAAAGCAGGACUGGAAGCACUGUCCCCAUCUCCAGUCCAUGUGGAGCCUCCCAACUCCGUCCUGCUCCCCCCCACGCAUGUGCUGCCUGGGGGCCCCCGCUGGACCCCCCUGGGGCUGAGGGCAGGGUACCACCCCCCAGGUGGGCAAGCGGGGGGGGGUCCCAUGUGGGCACCAGGCACAGUCAAAGCAUCAUGGCAGGGGGCCCAGCCCCCUUCCCAGAC